AUGACGACACUCUUCGCAAUCGUCAAAAUUACUCUCAUUAUCUUCUCAGCGAUUCUCUUUGAUCGUUGCUACGUACCGCCUAUCGGGAACCCCGAAAUUUCUCUGCCUCCCCCUCUCAAGUCAUCAUUUUUCGUCAAGCGGGAAUGGUUCCUCAACUGCAUCGUAGUCUAUUACUUUCCGGUUCAAAGGAUGGCAUAUCUGGCAAUCACCCUAUACGAACUCAAAUUCAUCAUAACUCAGUUGCACACCUCCCCUGACCUACUCUCCAAUUCCACACACACAAUUUCAACUUCAUUAUACCCCUGGCUGCCCCUGAUCGGUUUAAUAAUCGCCAUCGCGGGUGGUCUCAUCAGACUCUCCUGUUAUCGCGCAUUAGGAAAAGACUUUAGUUUCAACGUGCUCGUCACCGAAUCUCCGUCCGACAAACUCGUCACGUCCGGCCCGUACUCUCUCAUCCGACACCCUUCGUACACGGGCAUCAUUGCACUUUCAGCAGGGUUGAUUAUGUAUUUUCUUUCUCCCGGAUCAUGGAUUCGGGAAAGCGGAUUACUCGAUCAUCCGUUGGGCCGGACGGUGAUUUAUGUAUGGGUGGUUGUGGUGAAUUAUGUGAAUGUGAUGCUGAUUAUGAGGACGCCGGAGGAGGAUAGACAAUUGCAGAGGAAGUUUGGGGAGGAGUGGGAGGAGUGGGAGAUGAAUGUGAGGUCCAAGUUGGUUCCGGGAGUAUAUUAG
Molecule: messenger RNA, 729 nt
Organism: Marasmius oreades (fairy-ring Marasmius)
Lineage: Eukaryota; Fungi; Basidiomycota; Agaricomycetes; Agaricales; Marasmiaceae
Exons: 2
Coding region: 1-729 (242 amino acids)
Biological process (GO): C-terminal protein methylation
Cellular component (GO): membrane
Molecular function (GO): protein C-terminal S-isoprenylcysteine carboxyl O-methyltransferase activity
Source: RefSeq, a predicted model, not a curated record